UUUAAAAUCGAAAAAAAGAGCAAGCAAAUUUCAAAACGUUAUUGCAGACAAUUUGCGCGCGCCACAAAUGAGUUGGGUUAACCACCUCGGCAGGCUCGUCAACGGCGUCUCAUUAGUGGCCAAAGAAAUUGCCAAUCGUUCACAAGCAAUUGAGAGUGCAAGAACAGGAGAUUUUGAAACCCUAAUUACUUCAUCACUUAAAAAAGCCAUAGUUACCGCCACCGACAUAUCGGGUCUGACGAAAGGAACCGUUCGCGAGGUGUCCAACCCUAAGACCAAAGAAUCCGUCGUUUAUUUUAAUAAUUAUGCUGACGUGGCCGAUACGACAGCUCCUCCGGAACAACUACGGAGUGAUGAAAAUGAAUGUGGUGUUGAUGAAUAUGUAUCAUCUACUAGCGGUCUUUCUUGUGAUUCGGAGAAAUCGGAAUCUGAGGUUGUUGAUUAUUCUGUAGAGAAGGAAGAUUCUGUUAGAGAAUGUAAUUCCAAUAAUAUGGGUCCUAAAACCAAUGUUGAUGUUAGGGGAGAAGUUCAGGUGGCGCCAGAGAAGAGGCGAAGGCCGAGAGAAAGGAAAGUUCCUUCCACGCCUUUUUCUAGAUUAAUUGGGUUUGCUGGUCUAGGAGCUGGUCUUGCAUGGGGAACAAUUCAGGAAUCAACCAAGAGGAUUGUCUAUGGUACACCAAGCUCAAAAGACAAGCAAUCAGCACUUUCACCGUUUUUAUCUGAUAAAAAUGCGGAACGCUUAGCUCAGGCAUUAUGUAGAAUGCGUGGAGCAGCGCUCAAGAUAGGGCAGAUGUUGAGCAUACAGGAUGAAUCUCUUGUUCCUGCUCCGAUCUUAGCUGCACUGGAUAUUGUUCGUCAAGGCGCUGAUGUAAUGCCAAAGUGGCAGCUGAAUCAAGUUUUGGAGUCCGAAUUAGGUCCUGAUUGGCAGUCCAAGUUGACUAGUUUUGAUUAUGAACCAAUGGCUGCUGCAAGUAUAGGCCAGGUCCACAAAGCUGUCACAAAGGAUGGUAUGCAGGUUGCAAUGAAAAUUCAAUACCCUGGAGUUGCAGAUAGCAUUGAAAGUGACAUUCAGAAUGUAAAAAUAUUGUUAGACUAUACAAAUCUAAUUCCAAAGGGACUUUAUCUUGAUAGUGCUAUGAAGGUGGCUAGAGAAGAAUUAUCUCGUGAAUGUGACUAUGUACUGGAGGCAGCCAAUCAGAAACGUUUCCGUGAUAUGCUUUCCAAUUUGAAAGGGUUUUAUGUUCCGAUUGUUGUAGAGAAUAUUUCAAGCAAAAGAGUUCUAACUACAGAACUUGUUUCUGGUAUUCCAAUUGACAAGGUGGCACAACUAAACCAGGAAACUCGUAAUUAUGUUGGGAGAAAGUUGCUGGAACUCACUUUAAUAGAGCUGUUUGUCCACCGCUUCAUGCAGACUGACCCUAAUUGGAGUAAUUUCUUAUAUGAUGAGGCUACAAAAACGAUCAAUCUCAUUGACUUUGGUGCAGCUCGAGAAUAUCCUAAAAGCUUUGUUGAUAGUUAUCUAAGAAUGGUUCUGGCCUGCGCAAAUGGUGACAGAGAUUCUGUGAUUGAGAUGUCAAGGAGAAUUGGGUUCCUAACAGGAAUGGAAAAUGAGAUAAUGUUAGAGACUCAUGUGCAGGCAGGUUUUGUUGUGGGAUUGCCAUUCUCAAAGCCUGGAGGUUAUGAUUUCCGCGCCUCCAACAUUACCCAAAGCAUGUCAAACCUCGGGGCAACAAUGCUGAGACACAGGCUCACACCACCCCCUGAUGAGGCAUACAGUCUUCAUCGGAAGCUUUCAGGUGCUUUCUUAGCUUGUAUUAAGCUGGGGGCUGUUGUUCCAUGUAGAGAACUUCUACUCCAAGUGUACGAUCAUUAUGAUUUUGGAGAAAAUAGUGGUGAGAAAUUGUCAAGCGGCUCACUUUAAUAGGUAUUGUUUAAUUAUUCAAGGUUUAAUAAUUUGGGAUGAAACUAAUCUAGAGUUUAGCAUACACAAUAUUUGAAUCAAC
Messenger RNA from Pistacia vera, 2003 nucleotides. RefSeq names its product protein ABC transporter 1, mitochondrial. Gene Ontology annotation, biological process: ubiquinone biosynthetic process. Gene Ontology annotation, molecular function: kinase activity. The record is from RefSeq and is a predicted model, not a curated record. The transcript is spliced from 8 exons. Bases 68 to 1921 code for a protein of 617 amino acids. NCBI's taxonomy places the organism in Eukaryota, Viridiplantae, Streptophyta, Magnoliopsida, Sapindales, Anacardiaceae.